GGUUGAUAAAAAAAUAAAUAAACCACAGCAACGGUCUGUAUGUCCACUAGUUAGCUUGCUAGCACCUUCCGCACCCUGGCGUUCUGUAAUUUCCAAACUUUCAUCAUUUUAUGGGAGAUAUUUUUCAUGUCAGGUUUGAGUUAAAGUGAACUUUGCUGGGAUUUUAUGAACUUGUGUACUCAGUUUGUUGUCCGCGCACGGAUUAUUUUUGGAUUAGCUUCGGUACCGGAGAUAGCUUAGCUGGCUAACUAGCUAGCUAGAGUAAAGAGAGGCAGUGUAAAUGGGGAACAGCGCUCUCAAAGCUCACCUGGAGACCUCACAAAAAACCGGCGUGUUUCAGUUAACAGGCAAAAACCUGCAGGAGUUUCCGGAGGAGUUACAGCGGCUCAGCGGGAAUCUGCGCACUGUCGACUUGUCCAACAACAGGAUCGAGACGCUGCCCGUGUUUAUAGGAAACUUCCAGCAGCUGAAGAGUCUCACCAUCAGCAACAACCGCCUGACCAGUCUCCCUGCGGAGAUGGGGAAGCUGAGGAAGUUGGAGACGUUGGUGUUGAACGGUAAUCAUCUCUCUCAGCUCCCCGCCUCGUUCUCUCAGCUCAGAGCUCUGCGCACGCUCAGCCUCUCGGCCAAUCACUUCAGAGAAUUUCCCAGCAGCCUCGGCUCCCUGCGUCAGCUCGACGUCCUCGACCUGUCCAGAAACCGCAUACAGGCCGUUCCUGCCGAGGUGUCCGAGCUGCAGGCCAUCGAGAUCAACCUCAACCAGAACCAGAUCUCCGCUCUGUCUCCGGAAGUUUCUCGCUGUCCGAGACUGAAGGUGCUGAGGUUGGAGGAGAACUGCCUGGAGCUUUCCUCCAUCCCCACCUCCAUCCUCACACACUCCAGCGUGGCUCUGCUCUCCCUCGAGGGAAACCUGUUCGAGGUGAAGAAGCUGCGCGACCUCGACGGAUACGACAAGUACAUGGAACGCUUCACGGCGACGAAGAAGAAAUUUGCAUGAAGGACAAAAAAACCCCAAAAAAACGGGUAACUAGGGACACGACAGAAAAGAACAGAAAAAUAUUUCAGUGAAGAUUAAAACUGCAGCGCCGAGUUUCUGCUGUACGGAAAACUUCAGCGAGGAAUCACUACACAGCGUAUAACACACGGCGUUAGAGCGGCAAGAUGUCACGCUUUAACGUCCUCACACACAGGUUUCAGAGUGUUUAAAUCCAACACACACACACACACACACACACACAGGUGGAGUGCGACACUCAAACUUCAAAUACAUAGAGUUUGUAGUACAGAGAGUCAAACACGAGGCGUUAAAGAUCUUAAUUAAUUUACGUUCAUUCAUUUUAUGAUAAUUUAUAAUACUUCACAUAAUUGUCAGUAACUUCCAAGUUAUUUUAAACAGGCACUGAGGUUUCAGAUUUUUAUUUGUUCACUGUUUGAUUUUCAAAACCAACAUCAGGAUUUUUCUCUCUCUCUCUCUCUCUCUGUCUGUCUCUCUGCCUUUAUCUCAGUAGUCACAUCCUCCUCUCUGUGCUGGAAAAAAACUACAUAAAGCACAUAUUUAUUUGAAAUAGAGCCAUUUACUGACUGUUAAACUUAAAAAAUAGGCAUCAGACAGUUGCAAAAGUAUACCUAGACCUCUUAUUAAUGUCUUAUUAAAGUCUUAUUAACGUAUUA
Molecule: messenger RNA, 1671 nt
Organism: Pangasianodon hypophthalmus (striped catfish)
Lineage: Eukaryota; Metazoa; Chordata; Actinopteri; Siluriformes; Pangasiidae
Gene: lrrc57
Product: leucine rich repeat containing 57
Exons: 6
Coding region: 281-997 (238 amino acids)
Molecular function (GO): protein binding
Source: RefSeq, a predicted model, not a curated record